This is a messenger RNA of Suillus fuscotomentosus, 384 nucleotides long. RefSeq lists its product as uncharacterized. Bases 1 to 384 code for a protein of 127 amino acids. The transcript has 3 exons. The record is from RefSeq and is a predicted model, not a curated record. NCBI's taxonomy places the organism in Eukaryota, Fungi, Basidiomycota, Agaricomycetes, Boletales, Suillaceae.
AUGGCUGAGGUGACUGCAGAGGUAGCGGAGGCAAGAGUAGGAGGGACAGACGUGAAGCUGGGGCUUUGGAAGAGGGUGAAGGGGUGGCUGUCACACAGGAAACGAGACAGAGCAUGUCUAAUUGACAGCAGGGAGGCGAGUGCCGAUCUACAGCGCAAUGGGAAGGGUGUUAUGUCGUUGGAUACUGGUGUGGAUGAAGACGGUAGUACUGGCACUGGCUUGUGUUUUGGUAUACCUGGAGACGAUGAAGCUGAGACAAUGUAUGCAGUGCAGUCUUCUAUGCCUGGGAGUGUUGGGGUGAUGCUGUUGAUGCUAGAGACGUCGAUGUUGAAUAACUUGGUGAUGGUGUAUCUGGCUGGAAGAUUUGCAUGGCAUUCUGAAUAA